Molecule: messenger RNA, 5313 nt
Organism: Varanus komodoensis (Komodo dragon)
Lineage: Eukaryota; Metazoa; Chordata; Lepidosauria; Squamata; Varanidae
Gene: MROH1
Product: maestro heat like repeat family member 1
Exons: 42
Coding region: 215-5164 (1649 amino acids)
Cellular component (GO): cytoplasm
Source: RefSeq, a predicted model, not a curated record
UGUCUUUCUCUGUGGGGCUGGGCUGAGGUCGUGGAGGGUUUCCCAACGCUAAGCCUUCCUGGAGCCUCAGAGUGAACUUUGGUCCUUCCAGCUCUGAAGCUAAACAUCGACUCGGCCUUUGUGAGAGAAUACCUCGUCCUUGCACCAAAACGAAACAGCGUCUCUCGGAGCCUCGUGUUUUGCGCUGUCAGCCGGAACCCGAAAGGCCCGGAAGAUGUCAGCGUCACGGGUGAAAAGGCUGGCCGUGACUCUGAUGGACGCCACGACCGACAAGGACCCGCUGGUGCACGAGCAGAUCUUCAGCUCCCUCUGCUUCCUGGGGGAGGAGCAGCCCGAGGAGGUCCUGCAUGCCUGCGAGGAGUACCUGCGGCAGCACGACAAGCUGGCGUACCCGCACCGCGUGAUUAUCCUGCGGGCGAUGGAAGCGGUGACGAAGAGCAGCCUCGCUCACCUGGACAAAAGCACCGCAAAGGUCGUCAUCUUCCUGGCAUCCAGCGAAAUGACCAAAUCGAAGGAGGCCGUCCCGGAGUGGCAGCAGGCGGCCAGCAGCGUCCUCGUGGCCGUCGGCAGGCGCUUCAUCAACCAGGUGAUGGAGGAGGUGCUGACCAAGUUCCAGCCAGGCGUCCUGCCGCACCCCUUCGUCGUGCAGACCUUUGCCAGCCUCGCGGUGGCGAACGUGUUCGGCAUGGUGCCCUUCCUCACCUCCAUCCUGGGGACGAUGCUGCCGAUGCUGCGGAUGGCCCGGCAGGAGAGCCUGAAGUCGGUCUUCUGCUACGCUCUGCAGCAUUUCAGCGAGAGCAUCCAGGAGUACCUGGCCAACCUGGACCAGGCGCCCGACCCGACGGUGCGGCGCGACACCUUCUCGAAUGAGAUUUUCAGCGCCUUCGACGUGCUCUUCAACAGCUGGCUGCCGAGCCGGGAGACCAAGUUGCGGCUGGCCGUGGUGGAGGCCCUGGGCCCCAUGAGCCACCUGCUGCCCGGCGAGAAGCUGGAGGAGCAGCUGCCUCGCCUCGUCCCAGGCAUCCUGGCCCUCUACCGGAAGCCGGCCGAGGCUUACCACGUCUCCAAGAGUCUGUGCCAGAUCCUCGAGGCCUCCGUCAACAUCGGCAGCCGGACUUUGGACACGCAGCUGGACAUGCUCCUCGGUGCCCUCCAGCUCCAGAUCUGUGCCCCUCCGGAUUUGUCCAUGCCGGUGUCACUGAAGAACCACAACGAGGUCCUUCGGUGCUUCACGGUGCUUGCCUCCGCCUUCCCCGACCGGGUGCUGGCGUUCCUGCUCCCGAGGUUGGAGUCGGGCAACGAGAGGGCGCGGGUGGGGACCUUGACCAUCCUGCGGCAGAUCAUAAACAGCGUCUCUUCCCAGAUGGAGGCCAAGAAGCUCUUCAUCCUGUCCUCCCUGAAGCUGCCUCUGCAGGACAGCAGCAACAAGGUGAAGCGGGCAGCGGUGCAGCUGAUCAGCGCCAUGGCCCACCACGGGUACCUGGAGCAGCCGGGCGGAGAAGCCUUGAUCGAGUUCCUCGUCCGCCAGUGCGCGCUCCCGGCUGAGCAGUCCCCACAGCCGCCCCGGAGGCACUCCCUGGAGACCGAGGACGUGACGGACCGGCAGCUCCGGGACAUCAGCGUGAGCACACUCUGCCUCCUCAGCAGCACGGUGGACAGGAUGGCCGACGUGCUCUGGCCUUCGCUGCUGGCGUUCGUCACCCCCGUCCACCUGACCGGCGCCCUGGCCCCGCUCUGCCGGAGCCUCAUCUACCUGGCCGGCCAGAGGCAAGAGGAGGACGAGGCCGCCUUCCAGCUGCCCUCCGACGGCCACGGACCCCUCCCGUCCGCUUACGCUCUCCUGACACGGUUGCUGGUCGUGGCCUCCCGCCCGCACGCAGGAGAGGGGCGCGCGGCAGCUGCCCUGCGGCUCCUGGCCGUGCUGCACCGCAGCCUCCACAAGGCCCUCCAGCCGCUCUGGAGCGAGGAGAUCCCUGCCCUGGUGGGACACCUGGAAGCGAACACGGCGGCAUCACUGUCCCAGAAGGAAUGGGAGGAGCGGCUGCUCGCGCUCCUCAGCCGGACUCUGGCCACUGUUGCGGACACGCUCUGGACCCGCCGGCUGGUUCUAGAAAUGCAUCGGCAGCUGAGCAGCUACUGUGGGGCACCUCCGGAGAAGAGCUUCCUUUACAAGAGCAUUGGGACGGCCCUGGCCGCCUGCCUGGACAAGGAGCUGGUGCAGAGGCAGCUGCAGGAGCUCCUGGAGACGGCCAGGUACCAGGAGGAGGCAGAAAAGGAGGGCCUGGCCGCCUGCCUGGGGCUGUGUGCGGCCAGCCACCUGGACGAGACCCUCGCCAAGCUGGAGGAGUUCGUGAAGUCCGACCUCUUCAAGAAGUCCGCGGGGCUCUUCAGCCUCUUCAAGGAUCGCAGCGACAACGAGGCCGAGAAGGUCAAGGGCGCCCUCAUCCUGUGCUAUGGCCACGUGGCCAGGCACGCCCCGCCGGAGCUGGUGCUGGCCCGGAUCGACACCGACUUCCUGCGCAACAUCUUCCUCUACUUCCACACCAAGGUUCUGGGAAUAAAGGUAGAAACCAAGGACCUGACCCUGAAGCUGUGCCUCAUCCGGAGCAUCUGCAUGAUCUGCCAGGCGGUCUGCUCCAGCGCGCAAGCCCGGGGCUUCAGCUUCGCCCGCAAGGGCGAGCUGGUGCUGCAGAUGAUGGACUUCAUCCGAGCCGAGCCGCCCGACUCCCUGCACAGCCCCGUCCGCCAGAGGGCCAUGGCCGCCUGCGUGUACCUUGUUGUGCUGGAGCCCCCCCUGAGCGACGUGGAGACGGCCGAGCUGGUGGAGACGUGCCUGGCCAGCGUGCUGCCCCUGCCCGAGGCCCCGGGGGAGUGCGAAGGGGCACCGCCGCCUCCCGGGCACGAGGAGCCCCUGUGGGAUGGCACGCUCCGCGCCCUGAAGGACCUGCUGAGGAGCCUCCUCUGCCGGCACGUGACUCCGCACGGCCUGCAGACCAUGUUCGAGCACCUCAGCCCCUGGAUCAGGUCCGCCGAGGAGCGGGAGCGGGCGCGGGCCGUGGAGCUGGGCGCCGUGGUGCUGCACUUCUACUGGGAGAAGCUGAACGUGAGCACGGUGAUGCCCUUCCACAACCUGGGGCAGCUGGCGGCCCUGCUCUCCCCCCGCUGCACCGACUCCCUGGCCAGCGUCCGCCGGCACGCCGUGGACGGCAUCUGCGCACUGCUCUACGUCCAGCUCUGCUAUGAAGGGUUUUCCCGAGAUCACCGGGACGAGUCCAUCGAGCGGCUGAAGGCCCUGAAGGCGAGCCUGCGGGACCCGGACGUCCACGUGCUCUUCCAGGCCUGCUGCACCAUCGCCAAGGUGGUGGCCAAGCGCCUGCCCCCCGAGCAGCUGCUCAGCCUCCUGCUCGCCCUGCUCGGCGGGCUGGCCGAUCCCGACCGGAACUGCUCGCGGGCAGCCGCCGUGCUGAUCAACGCCGUCCUGAAGGAGCGCGGGGCUGUCCUGGCCGAGAAGGUGCCCGAGAUCCUGGCGACGGUGCACGCCAAGCUGCAGGAGGUGGACGAGGAGCCCGUGCGGAAGGCCGCGCAGCAGACGGUCUGCAUCCUGGCCGCGCAGCACAAGGCCGCCGUUGUGGCCGCCCUCCUGGGCCAGCCGCUGCCCUUGGACCGCUCCACGGGCACCAUGUGGCGGGCGCUGGCCACGGAGCCCACCCUCGCCUCCCAGGUCCUGGAGCUGCUGCUGGAGAAGGUGAACCACGACGUCCCGUACAAGGAGACCAAGUCCUUCCUGCGGGGGGGCGGCCCGGAGCGCGUGGCCACCCUGCUGCCCCUCUCGGCCACAUGCGCGCUGCAUGAGAUCAUGUCUGUGCGGGAGUCCGGGCCGGCUGUGGCGGGCCUCUACGCGGACCUGUUCGCCUCCCUGCUGCUCCGGGUCAGCUGCGCGGUGGGCGUCCUGCUCCCCAAGGCCGUGCAGGCGAGCGAGAGGAAGAGCGCUGCCCGCGGGCAGCCCCUCCGGGCCCUGGACCCCUGCAGCUCCGCGGUGGAGACGCUUCAGGCCAUGCUGGCUCGGGGGGGCAGCGAGGAGGUGGUCCAGUCGGUGGCCCAGGCAGACGGCUGGGAGCUCCUGCGGAGCACCGAGAAGCACCACGAAGGGGUCGCCCUCCUGGCCAGGGCCUUGGCGAGGCACGCGGGGCCCAAGCUGCCGCCGGUCGUGAGGAACCUGGCCCCGAUGCUGAGCAGCAUCUACGACAGCCAGCGGCUCACCACCACCGCCUUCCUGGCCGAGCUCCUUGGCAGCAGUGUGGCGAGCGACCUGGUGCUGCUGGAGUCCCUGAUGGACAGCAUGGCCGCCCGGCAGAGGGACCCCUGCACCGCCGUGCGCGUGCUCGCGCUCCGCGGGCUGGGCAACAUGGCUUCUGGCUCGCCCGACAAGGUGCGGAAGCACGGGGCCCACCUCCUGGCCGCCAUGGUCAGUGGCCUGGACGACCGGGACGACCCGCAGCAGCUGGUGGCCCUGGAGGCCAUGCGGGGCCUCUCCGCGCUCCUGCCCUUCCUGGAGGAGCGCGACGUCCAGCCCAUGCUGCUGCACUUGGCCAUCCGCAUCCGGCCCUUCUUCGACAGCGAGAGGUGCGAGCUGCGCACGGCCUCCAUCGCCCUCUUCGGCAGCCUGAGCAAGUUCACCUCCGGGGCAGGCGAGGAGGCCUUCUUCGAGCAGAUCCUGAAUGGGCUCGUGACACUGCUGCUCCACCUGCAGGACCCGAAGCCCGAGGUCGUCAAGGCCUGCAAGUUCGCCCUGCGCAUGUGCGGCCCCCGCAUGGGCUGCGCCCUCCUCUGCGACAUGUUCCAGAACCACCUGCACGAGGACCGGUGCCUCCACUACGGCGAGUUCAUGAACGACGUCUCCAAGCACCUGAUGCAGAGUUACCCAGAGACGCUGAGCCGGCUGGUUGCCACCAACCUCUUCUACUUCAAGAGCAACUGGGCCGACCUGCGGGCCGCGGCCCCCAUGUUUGUAGGCUUCCUGGUCCUGCACGUGGACAAGGCCCACAGCCAGCAGCUGGACCUGGAGCAGCUCAUUGCCGCCCUGAGCGUGCUGCUGAAGGACCCCGUGGCCGUGGUGCGGGCGAAGGUGGCCGAGGCGCUGGGCCGCCUGGUCCGGAUAGCCUGAGGGCCGCUCGAACUCUGCCCGGAGCCGUGGGGAGGGGCCGCCGCUCCCACCGCAGACCUGCCCGCCCGCGCCUCCGGACUCGACGACUUCCAGCCCAGGCGCCCAUCCCGGCGGGAACUCGAAGAGCGGCUGUGUGGCCCGGCUGGCCC